Messenger RNA from Ceratosolen solmsi marchali, 1158 nucleotides. RefSeq names its product Decapping enzyme, scavenger (gene Dcps). The record is from RefSeq and is a predicted model, not a curated record. Gene Ontology annotation, biological process: deadenylation-dependent decapping of nuclear-transcribed mRNA. Gene Ontology annotation, cellular component: nucleus; P-body. The transcript has 4 exons. Gene Ontology annotation, molecular function: hydrolase activity; RNA 7-methylguanosine cap binding. Lineage: Eukaryota; Metazoa; Arthropoda; Insecta; Hymenoptera; Agaonidae. The coding region runs from base 137 to 1156 and encodes 339 amino acids.
GUCGAGGUUGCGGUCGACGGCGAAGGCGGCUACCGGUGGCGGCAUUAAACGGCGCUACGGCGAAGUCAGCCGGACAACGCACAGGCCAAGUUUAAACACGGCCGCUUUCUCUCGCAUUGGCCCCGUAUGAGAAAAAAUGGCGGAGCAAAGUGUCGACGGCGCGGCGACCGAAGAGUCUCUUGCUAAGAAGAUGAAGGCUAUCGAGCCGGAGGAGGCGUCCAAAGUCGCGGACAGCGUACACGACACCGCCCUCAGGCUCUCGAGCUUUCAAAUGACGCGCAUACUCAACGUCAAUAGCAUGAGGAAGCAGUUGAUGGUCGAGGGGACGUUCAAGGGCCAGGAGAGCCCGGCGAUUGUCAUUAUGGAGAAGAAGGUCUUCCCCGAGGACGAUAUAUUCCUUAAACGGGGCUUCUUCAACGAGGGCACCAUCAUUCGGAAAGUCUACAGCAAUGACGUUUACGGCAAUUACGAGUGCUUCCCAACCCGCGAGCAUAACGGUUUAAAUGUAACGAUAAUUCAUCCAGCGUCUCAAAAGCAUUUGGACAAAUUUUCAAGAAAAGAGUUGUAUCUUGUUAACGAAACCUAUGAGAUUUAUGAGAGUGUUACCCUACCUUACUUGGAGUCCAAUAGUUUCUCCCUACAGUGGGUUGAUAACAUCUUGAGUCACAAGGCAGAAUACGAUAAAAUUAUUUACGAGGAUAAGGACAAAGAGAAAGGUUUUAUAAUGUUACCGGAUUUAAAAUGGGACGGUACAUUAGCCUCGUUGGAUAUAUUAGUUCUUGCAAAAAAAAGGAUUAAAUCUUUGAGAGAACUUAACGAUUCUCACUUACCAUUAUUAAGAAACAUUAGAGAUACGGGGACGGAUGUAAUUAAGAAAAAGUACAAUUUAUCAUCAUCUCAACUUAGAAUUUAUUUACAUUAUCAACCAUCCUAUUAUCAUUUGCACGUGCAUUUUUCAUACUUAAUGCACGAAGUACCAGGUAUUCAUUGCGAAAAGGCACAUUUGAUUUCUACCGUUAUUAAUAACAUAGAAAUUGUACCAGAUUAUUAUCAAAAGGCUGUAUUAUCGUUUGUUGUGAAAGAAAAUGAUCCAUUGUGCAAAAAGUAUCAAGAAAGUGGUGUAUUAACUGUGAUUGACAGUCAAACAGAAAUUUAAAA